Salvia miltiorrhiza (redroot sage) is the source of this 1024-nucleotide messenger RNA. RefSeq names its product FAD-linked sulfhydryl oxidase ERV1. Gene Ontology annotation, molecular function: flavin-dependent sulfhydryl oxidase activity; flavin adenine dinucleotide binding. Gene Ontology annotation, cellular component: mitochondrion. The transcript has 6 exons. NCBI's taxonomy places the organism in Eukaryota, Viridiplantae, Streptophyta, Magnoliopsida, Lamiales, Lamiaceae. The record is from RefSeq and is a predicted model, not a curated record. The coding region runs from base 200 to 772 and encodes 190 amino acids.
UUGGCCUUUUUCUUUUUCAUUUUUUGAGAAAAGAGUAUCAUACAAGUUUGUAAUAGCAUAGUUGAAGUAGAAAUGUUUGAUCAUCUUUGUGUAGGAACACACGCCUACCAAUACUAAUAUACAGUUAUCUUUGUUUGAAGCAUAAGAUUUGAGAUUACCGCCAGAAAUCUCUCCAUCUCUCUGUAAUUCAAUCACAGCUAUGUCGGAAAAUCCGGUGCAACUUGUGUUACAAGGGUUGUGUAAAGUUUCGGAUUGCAUUCAGACGAAUCUCUCUCGCUUCUUCCCGCGCCCUGACGAUCCUUCAUCCUCGCUGCCCAGAAACAAAACCCCUCUUUUAACGCUCUCUACACCCACCCAUCUUCGCCAACCCGACCAAAUCCUCAACAAGGGAAAAUCAUCAGGUCCAACAACUAAAGAAGAUCUUGGAAGAGCUACAUGGACGUUUCUCCACACUCUAGCUGCUCAGUACCCGGAUAAGCCGACUAGGCAACAGAAGAAAGAUGUUAAAGAACUGAUGGAGAUAUUAUCUCGCAUGUAUCCUUGUAAGGAAUGUGCAGAUCACUUUAAAGAAGUUAUAAGAGCGAACCCCGUAGUGGUUGGAUCUCAUGAUGAGUUUUCCCAAUGGUUAUGCCAUGUGCAUAACGUUGUCAAUAGAAGCCUAGGCAAGGUUGUGUUUCCCUGCGAACGGGUUGAUGCUCGGUGGGGAAAGUUAGAAUGUGAGCAGCGCGCAUGCGACCUGCAAGGGACGGCGGCGAUGGAUUUCACCAAAUGAAAACCUACUCUUAUAUUCAUGCUUGAAAUCAAUCCAGAGUAACUAUGUUAUACAAUAGCAAAGUCCUUUAGUAUUGGUGGUGCAAGCUUCCUACUCAUUCUUAUUGUUUACCCUCACUCAAAGAAAUGCAAAAAUAUCAAUUCUUCCUUGUACAUACCUAGUCUUGUUAUUUGUCAUUUUUCAAUCCUAAACUUUAUCAUCUCUUUUAAAAACUCCGUUUGCUUUUCAUAAUAAAUAUUUUUAUUUUUAUUA